AACUUGUAUGAAUGUGAAUGCAUUCAACCAUCGAAUUAACACUUGGUGUAAACAAACUGACUGUAAUUUUCGCAUCACAAAUCAAAAUGUUGAUCUGAAUGACGGUGUUAUUGGUCAGAGCUUAAGUACCGAUUACAUAUAUUUCACAUUAUUGACAGAUAACAAUAGAUACGAAAUGUUCAAAAUGUCAUUGAAUCCACUGAAGGAUUGUACGGCAUCCAUGGAAAAUCAAAGUGCAUCCCCUGUUAAGUUUCUUUCUAUGGGCCAAAUUAAUUUGUCGAAAGCAGCUAUAGAAAUUGAUUCCAAUGAAAAUAUGUUCUUUUUCAUGGAAACAGAUGAAAUCUGGUGCUGGAAUACUAAACGCUCAUUCACCAAAGAAAAUUUUCAUUUGUUUGCAGAGCUAACAUUUAAAAACGCCGACAGGCUGCAAAUAAUAAGAAAUCAACAAGACAAAGAAGAGCUUUGCGCUUGGUCGACCGAACCGCAGAAUUUCGAGAUAAGAAACAAACGGAUGGAGAUAAAAAUCGGUUUUGCUAAAUUUCAAAUCGGUCAACUCAUAAAUGGAGGAAUUUGUGGCAUUUAACUUGGAAAUAAAUUAAAUGACCUUUUAGGUGGGAAA
Messenger RNA from Contarinia nasturtii (swede midge), 619 nucleotides. RefSeq lists its product as uncharacterized. Lineage: Eukaryota; Metazoa; Arthropoda; Insecta; Diptera; Cecidomyiidae. Bases 8 to 583 code for a protein of 191 amino acids. The record is from RefSeq and is a predicted model, not a curated record. The transcript has 3 exons.